AUGGCUUCCAUCCUCGAUCUUCCCGCGGAGCUCGUCAUYGGCAUCGCGUCGUACCUCACUACCGAGGAAUUGGGUCCAUUACGUCGAUCGUGUAAACAGCUGGAGCGCCACAUGUUCGAGACAUUUGCCAAAGAAUUCUUCACCAAACGUCAAUUCAUGAUCCAGCGGACAUCCCUCCAGGCUUUGGUGGACAUCUCCAACCAUCCCACUCUGUCAGAACGUCUGCAGGAGGUCAUCAUCAGUACAGACGUGUUCGAAUGUGAUGAGAUCCCGCGAGAAUGGCUACUCCGGACAGGUCAAGCUCGCGACAUGCUGGCCGAGGCUUUUUCGAAGCUCAAGAAUCUGCGCAUCGUUGGUCUACGCGACUUCAAUUCCAAGGGUCGUGUCAGAGAAGGCGGUCCAGAGGCGCUUUGGAGGAGCUACGGUUGGUCCAAGGAACCAGCAACCACGUUGUUGGGCAUGGACUCCGACACAAGUCCCGGAUCUUUGUUCUCGCUGAUUCUUUGUGCACUCGGCAUUGCUUCUUCAUAUCCUCCAGAUGUUCAGGUGAUCCUGCGGAAACACAACACUCUAGUACCGCAUGCCUUUAUAGUCAAUGCAACCAACGCUCCGGUGAUCUCGAAGCUCAAGACCUUGUUCCUUGCACUGCAUGCAGACAACACUACCAUUUCGCGCAAUCCCAGCUGCGAAGACCUUUUGAGACGAUUCCUGCAUACCGCGACGGAUGUUGAAGUCCUUCGACUCAACUUCGAUUCGCGAUGGUCGGCAGCGUCUCGACUUCUGACCUGGCUUGGAACCAUGCCCAGCGCAACGGAUCUCAAGCUAGAUGAUCCCAAGUUGUUGGACAUACCGCCAGCGCCCCUCAGUCAUCUCACAUCACUCGAAAUCGGCAUGGCAUCAGUUUCAGCACCCUCACUCACUCGCGCCCUCUCCAGAUCCAACCUCAAAUCCUUCAGCCUGUGGAGGGUCACCAUAUCAGACAUGGAUAUGACACGUCCGACUGCCGGCCAUUGGGAGCCCGACCUUUGGCAGCAAUUUCUUGGGGACCUUUCCGGGGCAAUGAACGGUUCAGACAGUGUUAAGAGCAUCCUGAUAGGUCUCAUAGCGCAGGUCACUCGAGUUGUCUCGCAUGUGCCGACUUGGGAGAAGGUGCAGUUCUGUCCCGAAGGAACUUCCGACAAGGGUGAUUUAAAGGUCGAAUCAUUACACAAGGAGGUGAAGUUCCGCGCUCGUUACGGAAUGAGCGCAUCUCGCUGGCUCAAGGAUCUCUCGGAGCGUACAUAUGUGCGCAGCAUCCACGGUGCGCCGGAAUCGCCAGAGGUCGACAGCGAAGACGAAGACGAACAGAGUGAUGAUGAUAGUGAGGAGGAUGARCAUGAAGARGCAGAUGACGAAGGAGAUGGUGAAGAAUGA
Molecule: messenger RNA, 1413 nt
Organism: Ramularia collo-cygni
Lineage: Eukaryota; Fungi; Ascomycota; Dothideomycetes; Mycosphaerellales; Mycosphaerellaceae
Exons: 3
Coding region: 1-1413 (470 amino acids)
Molecular function (GO): protein binding
Source: RefSeq, a predicted model, not a curated record